Molecule: messenger RNA, 597 nt
Organism: Ostertagia ostertagi
Lineage: Eukaryota; Metazoa; Nematoda; Chromadorea; Rhabditida; Trichostrongylidae
Source: the annotation of a GenBank genome assembly
AUGCUCUGUGAGCAAGCAAUAACUACACGACAACUUUUGAUCGUCAGGCAAUGUCUUUAUUUCUUAGAUAAAAAGCCGACAAUCAAAACAGAAAUAAAAUGUGAAGAUGUAGAAUCAGAAGAUGCGCCAGUGACCGAAAGCAAGCAAGAAAACAGUGUUCUGACUACACAAAUAAAGUCCGACGUAGAAGACUGUAAACCAGAAGUAGUACCAGAAACGUUGCCAGCAGCAUCAGCUCAAACUACUCAAAUUCCACUUGCUACAACGACCGAAGGCAAUAAGGACAUACUCGGAGGAAUGCAGGGUUAUCAGCCAACUGCCAAUACUACCUUUGGCACACUCGGAUUGCUUCCUCAAACGAUUCCUCCCCUUGUAGCGACUCCUACAUUAUUUCGUUAUGAUAAUGGCGGCUUUCUUCCUCACGCAAUAUCUCGGAUGGUUCCGAACCAACCGUUCUUCUGCGAGCAACCUACGUUUACGGGUGGUUGCUUCACUGCAGCAGAUAUCCUGAACACCGCAUCAACUCCGAUAUUCCUGCGGCAAUUCCAGCCCGCAUUCCAGACUAGAAGAAGAGCGCAGGUGUUCUCAUAUUACUAA